Messenger RNA from Pelagomonas calceolata, 1925 nucleotides. Lineage: Eukaryota; Pelagophyceae; Pelagomonadales; Pelagomonadaceae. The record is from the annotation of a GenBank genome assembly.
AUGAAUGCCAUGCGAUGCGCACUCGCGCUGGCCGCAGCUGCAGCAUUCGUAACAAACCCGCAGCGAGUGGUGCGACGACUCCAAGCGGGCGACGCGCUGGACGACGUGCGCUUCGCGGGCACGCGGCGGCUUUACGGCGACUCCGCCACCACCACACUGCGCGACGCCUCGGCGAUGGUCGUCGGCGUCGGUGGCGUCGGCUCGUGGGCGGCCGAGGCCAUCGCGCGGACGGGCGUCGGGCGGCUGAUUCUCGUCGACUUGGACGAGGUCUGCGUCUCGAACACGAAUCGGCAGCUCGUCGCGCUCAGCUCGACGGUCGGCAAGUCCAAGGUCGACGUGCUCCGUGAUAGACUAACGGACAUCAAUCCGAACGCCGUCUUCGAAUGCGUGCCGGAUUUUGUGGGCGAAGAGAACGCGGACGCGAUCCUCGACGCGGCAAAGGUCGACGUCGUCGUCGACUGCAUCGAUAAUGCAAACGACAAGGUCGCGCUGCUGCGCGCCUGCGACGCGCGGGCGCAGGCCAUAGUCGUCUGCGGCGCCGCGGGCGGGCGCCGCGACCCCACGGCCGUGCGCGUGCGGCCAGGCGACGUCCGCGGCGCGCGCACGGGCGACGCCCUCUUGCGAGCGACGCGGAAGCAGUGGCGCCGCGCGCGCCGGGCCGCGGGGCUGGACGGCGAGAACCGCGAGGCCCGCGUCGUCUCCGUCUACUCGGACGAGCGGCCGCCGGCCAAGGCCGAGGUCCGGACGGGCGCCUGCGACAUGGGCCUCGGGUCGUCGGUCUUUGCGACGGCGGCGUUCGGCCUCGCGGCGGGCGCCGCGGCCGUCGACGUCCUGAUUGCUGACGGCGCCGUCGCUGCCGUGGAACACGACGUCUUGAUUGCCGAAAGCGCUGCGCGCGACGACACCGCGGGUGCCGCGAGGCCGAUCGCCGCCGUCUUGGCGGGCGUCGACGACGGAGAAGACGAUGCGUGGGAGGAGGCCGACUGCCCGUGCUCGGACUUUGGCUUGGCUGCGCGAUCGCGGCCACCACAGAAAACACGAUGGCGGGGCGGCAGCGGCGGGCCGCCGCGCGUGUCGAGGCGCCGGUCGACGGCGCUGGGCGCCGUGGACACGCACUGCCACGCGCAGUUCGCCCCCGAGCCGCCGGCGUCGGCCGCAGAACUCGUCGUCUGCUCCACCGGGCCGGGCGACUGGGACGCGGUCUCCGCGCUCGCGCCGACGGCCAAGGCGGUGGCCUACGGCGUGCACCCCUGGUGGGCCUGCGACGCGUCCGAGGGGUGGCUCGACGCGCUAGAAAGGCGCCUCGUGGAAUCACCGACGGCGCUCGUGGGCGAGUGCGGCCUCGACAAGUUCGCGGGGGGACGAAGCCCACCCGGGAGCGGGGAGCCGCCGGACCUGGAGCUCCAGGACUCGAUAUUCCGAGCGCAGCUCGCGCUGGCGCGGGAAUUGGGCAGAGGCGUCACGGUGCACUGCGUCAAGCGCGUCGACGCCGUCGCCGCGGCGAUACGAGCCGAGCGGCCGCCGCGGGUCGCGUUCCACGGCUUUAACGGCUCUCCAGAGUCGGCGUCGGUAUUGAUACGCGCCGUCGAGGCGGGCGGCGGCACGGCGUUCUUUGGGAUCAACACUGCGCACGCGUCCAAAAAGACGCCGCAGCUCGUCGCUGCCUUACCCGAGACGUCGCUCCUCGCGGAGUCCGACGCUUCGGGUGAGUUCGAGGCGCGCGUCGCGGACGCGACAAAGCUGAUCGCCGACGCACGCAACUGGUCGCUUGAUGUGGCGGAGGAACGGCUGGCGGGGAACGCGCGGGCAUUUCUACUGUGAUAAUGAUCGCGGACGCGCGCGACUGGUCGUUGACUGAAGCGGAGGAGCGGCUGGCGGGGAACGCGCGGGCAAUUCUACUGUGAUAAUCUGUGAAUAAAGCGGGC